This is a messenger RNA of Aphanomyces astaci, 210 nucleotides long. RefSeq lists its product as hypothetical. NCBI's taxonomy places the organism in Eukaryota, Oomycota, Saprolegniomycetes, Saprolegniales, Verrucalvaceae. The transcript is spliced from 3 exons. The record is from RefSeq and is a predicted model, not a curated record. Bases 1 to 210 code for a protein of 69 amino acids.
AUGGAGAGGUCGAAGCGCGCCUCAACCUCACGGUCGGAGCGUAUGGCGAUGCUCGAGUUUCUGCGCAUACCCGAGAACUUUGCGCUGCUGACUGGCUGUGCGUCCGUGGACGACACAGGAUGCCAAAUCAAGAUACGACGCGUACGUGGCAUCAUAACGCCGGGCACUACGAUGGAGCGGGCCAAGCAAGAGUGGGCGAGGCUUGACUGA